AUGAAGUGGCAGGCGAUCCUUGCCUCCCUCCCGGCAGUUCCGAGUCAAGAUGUUUCAUCUCUCCCCGGCGCAUCCUCUUAUGUUGCACCGGCUGGGUUUCCGACUUCGGCGUUUUCCUCCUACUAUUACCUCCCAGCAGAGCCCACUCAGCAGCCCCAGCCGGUGAUUCAUGAUCCUGUGCUGAAUACUACUUUCCCAUACAAUCUGACCAAUCCCAACACUAUACCAACUGAGAACAACGACCCAGUGGUCUUCCCGACCCCUUCAAAGAAGCUCUCUGACAGCCAACAACAUGAGCUCACCCAAGCCGUGGUGGCUAAUGUAACCAGCAUUAUCAAUGGCAAUGCUACGCACGAUAGCUGCAACAAAUGUAAGGCAGCGUUGGCCGCAGCCAAACCUGCUGCAUUGUAUGCACCGACUCUAGUGCCCGAGACCCUGGAAUCGCUCUGCAAGCAGUUCAGUUUCAAGUCAAAUGCCACCUGCGAAGAAGAUUAUGCUGCGUCGGUCUUCGGCGCCGUCUGGACGCAAGUCCUAGCCUACGCUGAUGUCCAGGGCCUUGAUGGGGACUAUAUUUGCCAUGCAUUGAGCAAGUCCUUCUGCGGUCAGCCGGCGACAAGCCCCCUGGACACCGCUGGUCUUUUCCCGAAGCCCAAGCCAGCAGAUCCUCAAGUUCCCAAGGCCAGCGGGAAGCGGGUCAAGGUGCUGCAUCUUUCAGACUUUCAUCUGGAUCCGCGCUACUCGGUCAGCUCCGAAGGUAAUUGUUCGUCUGGAUUGUGCUGCCGUAACAACAACUUCAAUUUUGCUGCAGAGGACCAGGUCCUUCUUCCUGCCCCGCCGUACGGGACUUUCAAGUGCGACACGCCGUAUGAUCUGGGUCUGGCUGCCCUUCAGGCGAUUGGGCCAUUGACGGGGACGGGGAAGGGAAAAGAUAAGGAUUCUCUGGCCUGGUCUCUUUAUACUGGUGAUCUUGUGUCGCACGAUCCAGUCCAGGAAAUGUCUCGAGAGUAUGUAGAGUACACGGAGACUAGCAUCUAUGGCAUGUUCAAAGAAUACCUGACCGGACCUGUCUUUGCUGCGCUGGGUAAUCACGAUUCCAGCCCCGAGAACAUCAAUGCUCCUUACAAUCUUCCAGGGCCUCUGGCUGAGCAACAGAGUUGGAACUACGAACAUGUUGCCGGACUUUGGAAACAUGAAGGAUGGAUCGAUGAGAAGACUGCCCAGGAAGCGCGCACACAUUACGGUGCAUACUCUGUCAAAACUCACUACGGACUGCGCAUCAUUGCAUUUAAUACUGAUUUUUGGUACGCGAAAAACUACUUCAACUUCAUCAACUCCACCAAUCCCGACAACUCUGGCGUCUUUUCCUGGAUGAUUGACGAGCUUCAAAAGGCCGAAGAUGCUGGCGAGCGGGUCUGGAUCAUCGGCCAUGUUCUCAGCGGAUGGGAUGGCUCCAAUCCCCUCCCUGAUCCCACCAAUCUGUUCUACCAGGUUGUGGACCGCUACUCGCCCCACGUCAUUGCCAAUAUCUUCUGGGGCCAUACCCACGAGGAUCAGUUUAUGAUCUAUUAUGCCAACAACGGCACAUUGCAGAGCGCGGACACAGCCCUGACAACCGGCUGGAUCAUGCCCAGCAUUACGCCAUUGACGAACCUGAACAGCGGGUUCAGGAUGUACGAAAUCGAUACUGGCGACUUCAACAUCUACGAAGCGUACACAUUCUUCAGCAACGUAUCGGAUUACACUUCACUCUCAGCAGUUGGGCCCACUUUCCAGUUUGAAUACUCAACUCGUGCCACGUACGGUUCCGCAGCGGGCUGGGAAAAGGAUGACCCCUUGAAUGCCACCUUUUGGCAUCGGGUGACGGAGGCUAUGGAGAAAGAUAUUGACCUGGUGAGCUUGCAUAAUACUUAUCAGGGUAAGAUGAGCGUCAAAUCUCCCAACUGCACCAAUGUGGAGUGUCAGGAAGCGAAGAUCUGCUACAUGAGAAGCGGUAGCGUUGCUUUGGGGAGCCAGUGUCCUCAGGGAUACGGCUCGGUCCAAAGUUCUUUCUCUUGA
This is a messenger RNA of Aspergillus lentulus, 2055 nucleotides long. The record is from RefSeq and is a predicted model, not a curated record. NCBI's taxonomy places the organism in Eukaryota, Fungi, Ascomycota, Eurotiomycetes, Eurotiales, Aspergillaceae.